Mauremys reevesii (Reeves's turtle) is the source of this 573-nucleotide messenger RNA. RefSeq names its product zinc finger protein 3-like. The transcript is spliced from 3 exons. The record is from RefSeq and is a predicted model, not a curated record. Lineage: Eukaryota; Metazoa; Chordata; Testudines; Geoemydidae. The annotation marks the transcript as partial.
AUCCACACAGGAGAGAAGCCCUACACAUGCUCUGAGUGCGGGAAAAGCUUUAGUCGGCGCUCAAACCUUGUCACACAUCAGAGAAUCCACACAGGGGAGAUGCCCUACACGUGCUCUGAGUGCGGGAAAAGCUUCAGUUGUCUGCGCUCAAUCCUUACCACGCAUCAGAGAAUCCACACAGGGGAGACGCCCUACACGUGCUCUGAGUGCGGGAAAAGCUUCAGUCGGCGCUCACACCUUAUCACACAUCAGAGAAUCCACACAGGAGAGCAGCCGUACACGUGCGCUGAGUGCGGGAAAAGCUUCAGUCUGCGCUCAAUCCUUAUCACACAUCAGAGAAUCCACACAGGGGAGAUGCCCUACACGUGCGCUGAGUGUGGGAAAAGCUUCAGUCUGCGCUCAAUCCUUAUCACACAUCAGAGAAUCCACACAGGGGAGAUGCCCUACACGUGCGCUGAGUGUGGGAAAAGCUUCAGUCGGCGCUCUGCCCUUAUCAGACAUCAGAGAAUCCACACAGGAGAGCAGCCCUACACGUGUGCUGACCUUGUGUUCAUAGACUUUGUUAUGGGGUGA